Mus caroli (Ryukyu mouse) is the source of this 820-nucleotide messenger RNA. The record is from RefSeq and is a predicted model, not a curated record. NCBI's taxonomy places the organism in Eukaryota, Metazoa, Chordata, Mammalia, Rodentia, Muridae.
UAUGACAUCACAAUGUGACCCAUUCAGGGUCUUGGGACUGAUUUAUCUCAAGGGCCCAGCAUAUAUACUACUGUGCGCAUUGAGCUUACCCGCAGUUACAGAUCCAAGUAAGAAGCCUGCUACUGCCUGACCAAGUCCACCUGGAUGAUUUCCAGUUGUGUCUAUUUUCCCACAACAAACAACGGAAUGACUGAAUAAGGGAAUAGAGCUCCAUUGUGUGUACCCGCCACAUUUUCUUUAUGUACUCAUCUGUGGAUGGGUGUCCAAGCUGUGGCUGCUGUGACUAAUGCCAGAGUAAGCAUGGGUGUGCAGGUGCCUCUGUAGUAUGCUGACUUAGACUCCUUCAGCUGUAUGUCCAGGCGAGGGUCUGCUGACAGACAGGACCCUCAAAAACCAGCUUUCAGAUCCAUCUUUUCUCCAAGGCAUACACCAAUACGAACAGGAGGAUAAGAAGGCAAACAAGAGAAGAUCUGCUUCGAAGAAAGAAGAUGGACGACAUGUCGCCCAGGCUGAGAGCCUUUCUCUCUGAACCCAUUGGAGAAAAGGAUGUGGCCUGGGUGGAUGGCAUCAGCCGUGAACUUGCCAUCAAUUUGGUCACCAAAGGCUUCAACAAGGCCUAUGUCCUGCUGGGACAGUUUCUUCUGAUGCACAAGAAUGAAGCAGAGUUCCAGAGGUGGAUCAUCUGCUGCUGUGGAGCUACGGAGUGUGAGGCCCGCCAGAGCUCCACCUGCCUGAAGGAGUGGUGCUCCUGUUUCCUGUAGAUACCUCUGGCCUGGCAGCUCUACCUCAGAUAAAGGCUACCCAUGCUACCUACAGACAA